UCGCACGAACACAUACACAAUGUCGCGUUAGCUGUGUAUACGUUGAACAUAUAUAACGCGAGUACUAUGCGACGAAGUUGAAGGCCAGAUCAAUCUUUGCUGUGAAGUUUGAGAAUAAUUACUCUCGUCAUUCGCCGAGCACAACUGCCGUAAUUUAAGGAAUAAUGUUGAACAGUAUAACAAAGCAUAUUUUGCACUGCUGCCUGUUGCUUGUGGUCAUACUAGUAUUCGAAUUUGUAUCCGGAGGCCUUCAGUGGAAUACAGACAAGAAGGAAGAGAUUGACUCAUGGACAAGAUAUGGCAUUAUUGGUGCAAUCACUUUGUACCUGUUACGAACAGUGACAUUUCUUUCCUUUCCCCAAGUUCUAUUCAAUUUUAUAGGAUUAACGAUAUACAAUGCAUUCCCUGAUAAAGUAAUCUUGAAAGGCUCACCCCUGCUUGCACCAUUCAUUUGUAUAAGAAUAGUGACCCGGGGAGAUUAUCCCCAAUUAGUGAAGACAAAUGUGAAGAGAAAUUUAGACAAAUGUAUAGAGGCUGGUCUCGAGAACUUCCAAAUAGAAGUGGUGAGCGACAAGCCAAUAGGUUUAACGCCGCAUCGCCGAGUGCGAGAGGUUGUUGUCCCACCAAAUUAUCGCACAAGUAGUGGUGCCUUAUUUAAGGCUCGUGCUUUACAAUACUGCCUUGAGAGCUCGGUAAACGAAUUGGCUGAUCAUGACUGGAUUGUCCAUCUUGACGAGGAGACUCUUAUGACUGAAAAUUCUGUUCGUGGCAUACUGAACUUUGUACUGGAUGGUAAACAUCAAUUUGGUCAAGGAUUAAUCACAUACGCUAAUGAGGAUGUUGUUAAUUGGAUUACAACCCUAGCUGAUAGCUUCAGAGUAGCAGACGAUAUGGGAAAGCUAAGAUUACAGUUCACCAUGUUUCAUAAACCAUUUUUUAGCAUGAAAGGGUCCUAUGUUGUUACACAGAUGGGAGCAGAAAAACAGGUUUCAUUUAAUAAUGGAUUGGAUGGAUCUGUUGCGGAAGACUGUUUUUUUGCAAUGAAAGCGUUUUCCCAAGGAUACACGUUCAACUUUGUAGACGGUGAAAUGUGGGAAAAAUCGCCGUUUAGUCUAUGGGACUUUGUACAACAGAGAAAAAGAUGGCUACAAGGUAUAUUACUUGUCGUGCAUUCCAAAGCGAUUCCAUUAAGAAAGAAAUUGUUGCUGGGUAUUUCGUGUUACUCGUGGGUGACGAUGCCUCUUUCUACUUCUAAUAUCGUUUUGGCUGGAUUAUGCCCGAUUACUUGCCCGCCAUUGAUCGACUUUCUUUGCGCGUUUAUCGGUGCGGUAAAUAUCUACAUGUAUGUGUUCGGAGUAGUUAAAUCAUUCUCCCUAUAUCGUUUUGGUGUUGCCCGAUUUAUGUUGUGUAUAUGUGGUGCAUUAUCCACUAUUCCGUUCAAUAUAAUAAUCGAGAACGUUGCCGUGAUAUGGGGCGUGUUCGGCAAGAAACACAAGUUUUAUGUCGUUAACAAGGAGUACAGGCCGUUAGUGACCGUAUGAUGCGUCAUCAGUUUAGAGCUAUUAUCUAACUGGUGCAUACUUAGCGCAACAGCAUAAUGUUUCCAUUGUGCAUGUGCAUAAUUAGUACCUGUAAAUUUGCAUAGGAAAAUAUCACUGUCACAAACUAAAAUAUUUAUGACUAGUAUUACAUAGGAAUUACACUAAAUUCCCAAGAUAGAUUGAUUUUGAAACAGGCAAAAGUGAAUGGUGUAAUGCAUACAGCGAUAGAUAGGCGCAGUAUUAAAAACAUUUUACAUUGGCAUUAAAACAUUGCCAAAUUUGUUAAAAGUAUUAAUAUGUCAAAAGUAUAUUUAUGCUAAUAUCAUUCUUAUAGUGCAAAUUAUACAUGUCAUACAUACUUUGAUCUCAUGCAAAUGUCGUGUAAAUGUUUAGCAUUCGUUAAGUUACAUAUCAUUUUACAUGUUCCUUUCCUUGCAUCAAUUUUUAUCAUGUUGAGAAAUAUUUAAUUUUUGCCAUAUCACAACAUUCUUGUCUUAAUAUUGUUUCACGAAGUGUUAUGCAUAUUACAAUAUUUUUAUAUUAAUAAUGAUGUCUAAAACAGAGAUUCGAACUUGAAUCCAGAAAAAAUAUUUCAGUUCAGUUACGGUUUAACAAAAAAAAAAAAAAAAAAGAAUAAUUGUUCUGCUUUCAAUUUCAAUUUUUUAGCUAAUGGCUAAAGAAGAAAACUGGAAUCAUUUAAAUUAUGAGUUUUUUUCGUUCGUGACUAUAUAGUUCUACAAUUAUUUUCUCUAAAUUUUUUAUUGGUUUAUUAAACACUGUAAUUUUUUUAUCAAUUUAAUCGUCUCUUUUUGACAUUUUUUUUAUACAUAGUCCAAAUUUUGAUUCGUAAUAUAAAGCGUUUGUUAAAAUUUUAUAAAGAAAAUAAUAGUUAAAAUAGUAUAAUAGUAAAAAUAAUUAAUUGCAUAUUAAGACUAAAAAAGAAUAAAAGAAAGUGAAUUUUAUCGGCCCAAUUAUAAUUUUGAUAUUAUAAACUUUGCAAAAUUUUUGUACGAUUUAUAGUUUUAAUUUAACUAAAUAAAGGAUUAUGAAACGGUUAUUGAUUCCGGUUCCAUUUUAGUUUGGGUAUAAAAUGUCUGAAAUUUUUAUUUAUUUUUGUUUAUCUUUUUUUUUUAAUAGUAAUAAGUCAUUUUUUUAAAUACAUUAUUAAUUCGGAAAACUGUGAUAAAUCUUACUUUCUUAUAUAACAUAUUAACAAUAACCUCGUUUAAAAAAUACAAAAAUUUCUAUUAAAUUUAACGCGCAAACACAUAUUUUUUUUAAAUGAUAUAUAUAGAAUGAGUCAUAAAAUAUUUCGUUAUCUCACAACAAAGUAUACAUAUACAACUUUAUUAUUUUGGACUUUAUAUACUUUUAACUAAUGACAAAGUAUAACGAUUUAUUCAUAACAUCAAUAUAAUUGAUAUAUGUAUACUGUAUACUUAAUAAAGUUAAUUUAAUUAUUUACCAAGAUAUGAAAAUUUUUGUAAGAUAUAAAGACAUGUAUUACAUGUUGUUUCUUCAUAAAAUUGGCAAAUCAUAUAUUUCCUAUAAUUAAUUAGCGUUUUAAAAAUUAUUAACAAAUUAUAAAAAUAUGUACGAAAGAGUUGCAAACUUUAAUAAAAAGAUAUAAAUAAUAAAAUUUAAAUUACUUUAAAAAAAUCUAUUAAAUUAAAUGUUGAAUAUUAGAUUGCCGUAUUCUUAAUAUUAUAUUCUUAAAAGGAACGUAAGUCCAAUGUUAAAUUUUUUAGAUAAUGCAAUUUUAUUAUGCAUUGUAUGAAAUUUUACUCAUUACAUACAAAGAAUUAUUCGUUAAAAAAUUUAUGUAAAGAAAUAAAUUGCCAUUUUGUUGCAAUUAUACAUUUCUAUUGAAACAUUUUGUAUUAACAUUUUUUAUAUCAUCAUUCACAAUUCUUAUCUUUUAAAGGUUUUUUAAUAGCUUUUUUAAUUUACUAAUCAUAUUAGGGCUUCCUGAAGUUUUAUAUCAGAAGCUUAUUCACAACUCCGUAAAUAUUUUAUCAUUUAUGACAAAAUUAUGAAAUGUUUUAAGGAAUAACAAAGCAAUACGUUUAGCAAGACUUAUACUAUCUAGUCAAGAAGGUAUAAAGCACGUAAAAUUUCUGUCAUAAUACACUUAUAAAUAAUUAAUAUACUUUUAUUAGCACUAUAUUAGUGCAAUGAUAUUAUUUCCAAAUCUUUUGUGUUCAAGUGAAAAAAAAAAAGAAUUAUAUUUCUACAGAUAUGUCCGGGAGUAUUUUCACUCUUUAAUAAUUACAUUUUAUUGAAAUUUUACACAUAGAUUAACAUUACAUAUGAUUAGUG
This is a messenger RNA of Solenopsis invicta (red fire ant), 3860 nucleotides long. It is a transcript of the gene egh, whose product is annotated as beta-1,4-mannosyltransferase egh. Bases 165 to 1541 code for a protein of 458 amino acids. The record is from RefSeq and is a predicted model, not a curated record. Gene Ontology annotation, cellular component: cytoplasm. NCBI's taxonomy places the organism in Eukaryota, Metazoa, Arthropoda, Insecta, Hymenoptera, Formicidae. The transcript is spliced from 3 exons. Gene Ontology annotation, molecular function: beta-1,4-mannosyltransferase activity.